CCAAAAUUGAAAAAUGGCUGUACACAUGUGGCAACCCUGAUUUUGCAUAACAUACAAGUUGAUGGAUCGUCAGCCACAAAAGUUCACCUCUCUCUGCGCUUUGCGUUUCUUCGUAUCCACGCGUUACUAUAAAUACCACUGGAGCAUGUCGCAUUCACCACCCAAGGUUCAACUUCGUUCACCGCGGUCCAUUCAAAAAGCCCGGAAAGCUUCGAUGCCCUCUCAACUUUGUCCGGUGGCCAUUGGUGGGUGCGAACGACCCAAUCUUUUCUGGCUCACUGUGGAGGAAUACCAAGCUUUCCAGGAUCUCUUUCAAAAAGAAAUGGUUCAGUCCGCUCGCAGUCAGCUCUUGAAGCCAUUCCUCCCCAACUCUCAUCUUGGGAUUUGGUUGGCCUUCUUAGACAAGGGUGAUCGUUGGCAUCGUGUCAAGAUCGAUACCACACCUAUCGACACCUCAGAUGGCCUAUGGCAAUGUCGGGAUCUCGACUCAGCUCAAAUCUACGUGUGCGCAGAUCCCACCAGAUUCUACCAAAUCCCAUCUCGUUGGAAGGAUAUCGUGCCUCAAUCCAUUUUGCUUGAGAUUCCAAAUCUGGUGCCAAUAAAAGGGAGCUUGUCCAUGAACACUAAGGUUUGGCAAUUUCGCUCCCAAACCUGGUCUCCACAAGCUUUCGCUGAUGUUCAGGAUCUGAUCCAAAGGUCUCUCCCCGUGAAAGCUCAUUUUAAAGAUUAUACUGAAAACCAAUUCGGCUACAACGCACAGGGUGAGCUUUUCUUCCAGGAGAAGGAUGGGAAGGCUCUUUCUUUGACCGAGUUUCUCGUGUCCAAAGGUCAUGCUAAAGUGAGUAAACCCAUGAAGAUCCGAACCUCCACGCCUGAGCCUGAAACUUCCAAGGCAACAAUUACGUACGAUUACGAAACAAACUCCUGUGUGGGAGGAAAGAUGGUAAACUUGGAUCACCUUGGAGAUCACUCGACGUUGACCGAUUGGUUGAUUGAAAAUGGAAAAACGACAUACUUGGAUCUCGAUCACUGAAUAUAUUGGGAAAUCGUUUUUAACAAGAAAA
This is a messenger RNA of Tigriopus californicus, 1064 nucleotides long. RefSeq lists its product as uncharacterized. The transcript has 4 exons. NCBI's taxonomy places the organism in Eukaryota, Metazoa, Arthropoda, Copepoda, Harpacticoida, Harpacticidae. The record is from RefSeq and is a predicted model, not a curated record. The coding region runs from base 62 to 1033 and encodes 323 amino acids.